CAACGGCAGUUACCGAGAGACCGGAUCCCGCCGAUAACCAAAUUAGGCUAUUGUGGUCUUACUGUGGUUUAUACUAGCAAGUCUUGUACUUCUGGUCGUCAAGGUUGAGGAUUUAUAGGGAUGGCGAACUCGAAAUCCUACAUAUACUUCAUACCAUGAUAUGGCAACGGACAGACGAUCUUCGAGGGUACCUCAGAGAUGCUGUCCUCCCCGAGCUCAAGUACGGCCCGGAUACUCCAGAUCUACCGCCUCCAGGACAUAAGAGCCAUCGCAAUACCCUCUCUACGCGAUUCAGGAAAUACAGGCAUUUGUCCGCCAUCCACUACUUGGGACCGUCGUUCGAUGAAAUGGUUACUGAAUGGAUUUCGGCACGUGUACCUGCAAAAUCAGCUGGCUUCCGGAACGAAGACCAGGAGAGUGGAGAAAUCAUAACCGUUCCAUCGGCGAGGAAAUUCAAGGUCAGCACAACCAUACCAGCCCCUAUCACAGAUUCCACCCGCCUGUGGUCUUGGAUUGACCACUUCCCUCUGCGGACAAUACAACGUGUCCUCCAUAUCAUUUUUCCUCAGAUCCGGGAUUGGAAUUUCGUAUCAGAUAAUACCGGAACCGAUAACACAGACAUAUGCAAAGAAUUUUACUUCACAGACACACGUAAUCCACCGUCACCAGAUAUUAGAUAUAAUUCUGUGGUUGUGGUAUGUCAACCGCCAUGGGUGCUUUCCGACGAGGACAUGUGGCAGUUCACCGAGUUGAAGUCUCUUCCGACAAACAAUGCACCACCCCUACGCGCGAAGGAACGUCUUUGGGCCAGGCUCUGGGAUACUUGUGUUCGGCGACACUCUACAUACUUCAUAGUGACUUCCUAUCAGCAGUGGGUUUUUGGUGCAUUCUCUAGAGGUUUUACGAACGCCUUCGUGUCCCCACCGAUGGGUGCCCAAUCACGAGAUCCUACAGUAAUUCAUGCUGCGAUAUAUUGGCUUGCUUCUGCCCUCGCUGUCGAAGAUGGAUACGUUCCCCCCUAUAUCCCAGAACCGGUAGAUUAUGUAAUAGGUGAAAUACCCAUUCCACCACACGACAAUAUCGAUGACAUAGCUACCAUCGUCGAUUCUUUGUCCAGCUGGACCGGGAAAAGUGAAGAGCCAGCAUCGUCCGCACACGCCGCGGAGGUAGUACCUGCCCUGGAUUCUGAGAGAGGUGCCUCUGACCUUACCUGGCUCUGAUGAUGUGCAAGAUGCAGAGUUAUUCUCGUCAUCAUCAGUGGAAGACCUCGACGGACUAUAUGAUGGGAGUUUGUGGACGGAUGAUCCCGAUGACGCUGCCUGCACGGUGUCCUCCGACCACACCGAAGUUGGAGAGAAAAGGGGCCACUGGCUUACGCGCACUUCUUUCCUUUGUAC
Messenger RNA from Pisolithus orientalis, 1397 nucleotides. RefSeq lists its product as uncharacterized. The record is from RefSeq and is a predicted model, not a curated record. The transcript is spliced from 9 exons. The coding region runs from base 156 to 1220 and encodes 354 amino acids. Lineage: Eukaryota; Fungi; Basidiomycota; Agaricomycetes; Boletales; Pisolithaceae.